Physcomitrium patens is the source of this 1038-nucleotide messenger RNA. RefSeq names its product gamma carbonic anhydrase 2, mitochondrial. The record is from RefSeq and is a predicted model, not a curated record. NCBI's taxonomy places the organism in Eukaryota, Viridiplantae, Streptophyta, Bryopsida, Funariales, Funariaceae.
UAGUUAGUGGUUCGGUGCAUUAGGGUUUGGACCGAGCUCGCCGAUCUGGGGGUUGGAUUUGCUGAGAGACGGAGAGGUAGGAGAUUGUAGAUUCGUCACAACACCAUCGACAACUGCGAGGCACAAUGGGGACACUGGGUCGAGUGGUCUUCUCUCUGGGCAAGGCUGCGCGCACCACCGGCCAAGCUCUAGAUCGUCUCGGUUCACGCUUGCAAGGCGGCAACACGUUCAAAGAUGAGGUUUCCAAGCAUCAAACCGUUUUAAGCAUAUUUGACAAGAAGCCUGUCAUUGAGGAAUCCGCAUUCGUGGCCCCCGGUGCUUCUGUUGUUGGUGAAGUGGAAAUUGGAAAGCAGUCGUCAGUUUGGUACGGAUGUGUUCUACGAGGUGAUGUUCAUCAUAUCAAAGUGGGAUCAGAGACGAAUAUUCAGGACAAUACUGUAGUACAUGUAGCCAAAACCAACGUAAGUGGCAAUGUUGAGCCUACUGUAAUCGGCAAUAGGGUCACUAUUGGGCACAAUUCUGUACUUCAUGCGUGUACUGUUGAGGACGAGUCGUUUGUUGGUAUGGGCUCUACUAUUCUAGACGGAGCUGUUGUGGAGAAAGGUGCCAUGGUGGCGGCUGGUUCCGUAGUCACACAAAGGACUCGCGUUCCUUCUGGCCAGAUAUGGGCAGGAAGUCCUGCUAAGUUUUUGAGGGAGCUCACGGAUGAGGAGCGAUCAUCCCUUUCAGAAAAUGCCAUUCUUUACAUGGAUUUGGCGGAAGUUCACGCUUCGGAGAAUCGGAAAACUGCUGGAGAGAUCGAGGCUGACAAGGCUCUGAGAAGAAAGUGGGAAAUUCAGUCUGAUGACUACGAUUCCCACCUGGGUAUCGUCCGCUCUAAGAGACCAGAGAUUCAUUUCCCCAACAAAAUGAUCUCCAAGGGUCCCCAUUAAUUUUGUCGUGUCAGUUAUCAUAGUUUUAUUUGUUCUCUUCUCUUCGAGUGGAAGUGUUCCGUGGUCGUUAAUAAAACUUUGACCCAAAUGCGUACUUCCUUGAUAA